AUGACGCCCCACCAUAACACUACCCCAGGCGUAAUAGUAUUGGGUUGGCAAGAAAGAAAGAAAGCUGCUGAGGCCCACAAAGAGAUAUGUGAAGUUUAUGGUGUUGAUUGCAUAACAGAUCGCACGUGUCAGAAUUGGUUUAAAAAAUUCCGUUCUGGAGAUUUUUCACUCAAAGAUGACCAACGUUCUGGUCGACCUACUGAAGUUGAUGAUGACCAAAUCAAAGCCAUAAUUGAAGAGGAUCGUCACAUAACUGUUCGAGAGAUUGCAGAGAGGUUAAAUGUAUCGCAUACAACAAUUGAAAAUCACUUAAAAUGUCUUGGAGUCGCUAAGAAGCUCGAUAUUUGGGUUCUGCAUAUAUUGAAAGAGAUUCACUUAACACAACGAAUCAAUAUUUGCGAUAUGCAUCUCAAGCGCAAUGAAGCCGAUCCUUUCUUGAAACGUAUCAUCACUGGUAAUGAAAAAUGGGUCAUGUACAGUAACAUUAUUCGAAAACGAUCAUGGUCCAAGCGUGAUGAACCAGCACAAUCCACAUCUAAAGCUGAAUUGCAUCAAAAAAAGGUCAUGUUGUCAAUUUGGUGGGACUACAAAGGUGUUGUGUAUUUUGAGUUGCUUCCAAGAAACCAGACGAUCAAUUCAGAUGUUUACUGUCAACAACUAUUGAAACUGGAUGAAGCAAUAAAAGAAAAACGGCCAGAAUUGGCAAAUCGCAAAGGAAUUGUGUUCCACCAUGAUAAUGCAAGGCCUCACACAUCUUUAGUAACUCGUGGGAAAUUAUUGGAGCUUGGUUGGGAAGUGAUGUCGCAUCCCCCAUACAGCCCUGAUAUGGCACCAUCUGAUUACCAUUUAUUUCGAAGUUUGCAAAACUCUUUGAAUGGUAAAACUUUUACAAAUGAUGAUGACCGUAUUAAUCAUCAGAUAUUAUUUGUACAAGCAUACGUAGUUUUAGAAAUAUUCUGA
This is a messenger RNA of Dufourea novaeangliae, 960 nucleotides long. RefSeq names its product histone-lysine N-methyltransferase SETMAR-like. NCBI's taxonomy places the organism in Eukaryota, Metazoa, Arthropoda, Insecta, Hymenoptera, Halictidae. Gene Ontology annotation, molecular function: nucleic acid binding. The transcript is spliced from 3 exons. The record is from RefSeq and is a predicted model, not a curated record. The coding region runs from base 1 to 960 and encodes 319 amino acids.